Morone saxatilis (striped sea-bass) is the source of this 2894-nucleotide messenger RNA. It is a transcript of the gene cenpi, whose product is annotated as centromere protein I. The transcript is spliced from 20 exons. Gene Ontology annotation, cellular component: kinetochore. NCBI's taxonomy places the organism in Eukaryota, Metazoa, Chordata, Actinopteri, Moronidae. The record is from RefSeq and is a predicted model, not a curated record. Bases 1 to 2223 code for a protein of 740 amino acids.
AUGGCAGCAAAGCUAAACCUGUCGGGGCCGUCGGAUUCAGACCAAUCGUCUCUAAACGACCAGUCUGUGUCCAACCGGAGCAUUAACAGAAGUCUGAGAGUCGCAGUAAAAGAGAAAAGGAAGAACGAGGCGGGGGACGCGUUUGUUCUGGCCCUGAAGUACUUCUCCGACGUUGAAGCAGGUACUCCUGUGCGGGGGAACGAUGACUUGGAGAGGAACCUGGUGCUUGUGGAGAAGGUGGCCUACAGUAAAGGGCUUUCCCCAGAGGCCAUCGCUAUUAUGCUGGAGUUUGCCAUGAGCCUCCGUAUGGGGACGAUUCUCUGUCCCCGGGUGCUGAAGUGUCUGAUUCCUGCCACUGUGGUGCCACAGGAGGCUGUUGUUCGAGCAGUGGCUUGGCUGGGUGUUGGCAAAAUACCUUUCGGCACACAAGUUCUUUUCAUAAAGUGGGUGUUGACCAUGUUUGACUUGAUUGAUGCAAAAGAUGACCUUCGUGCUAUCUAUGGCUUCAUCUUCAGCUUCGUCACAGAGGAAAAUCUGUGUCCUUACAUCUGCCAUCUGUUGUACCUUUUGACCAGAAAGGAAAGUGUGCGUGUCUUCCGAGUCAGGAAGCUACUGGAACUACAGAGUAAACUGGGAAGGCAGCCGUUCCUCCUGCACCUACUGUCACUUUACAAAGUGUUUUGUCCUGAACUGGUGACGCUCUCUAUUCCGUCACGAAUGAAGAGUGGAUUUAGGAACCACAAUUCGCCCUGGAAAUCAGUGUUGAUUGGUGUCCAGAAGAGGAACGGUUCCCAAGUUGCCUCCAGCAUCGGUUUGGCCUUCACGGAUAAAGAUAAGACCAACACUAGGAAACGGAAACACUGCCACCUGGAAUUGCCGGCUUUGAGUUCUGUAGUCAAUAAACAGGCUCAGACUGAGCUGUCCUCCAGCAGAAAGGUGGUCCCCCUCGUGCAGCUCCACUCCUUUGCUCAGCUACUGGAAAAUAUGCACCAUAUAGAGCUGCCCGCUCAGAUGGGCUCACUGCUGGGCUCCAGUCUGGCACUGCAGUACCUGGACUGUGUACAGGAUGAGUCUGCCCUCCUACGCCUCAACUUCUGGCUAGGCUACGCUCUCCACGAAGAAUUUUUGUUCUGCGGCGAUGGAGGAGCCUCCCAGAAUUCAGAAGAAGCUCUGCAGUUUUUGAACAAGUUGCUGUCCACACAGCACUUUCUCCAGGAGGGGUUUUCCAGUUCAGAGGCUUUUCUCUACAAAUUUCUCAAUGUGUGGGACGGCUCCCUCCUCCGCCCACAGAUCCUCGGCCUGCUGAGCAACAUUCCCGUUGUCCCCAGUUCUCAAAUCAGACAGCUCCUGUUUGAACCGCUCAUGCAGCUCUUCUUCACAUCCUCAAUGUUUUUCAAGUGUGGACUGAUGGAGUGUCUAAACACUAUGCUGUUGAAGUGGCUGACCUGGCACUCAGUGUAUGCUCUGGAGGACGACUUGGACAUCAGCCUCAACAGCCAUACCUCCAUAAACAUGACUCUUUCGGGGUUCAAGGAUUCAGUGAUGGAGCUGGUUCACUUCGUGGGUCGGCUGGCCUCUGUGGGCCUUCAACUGGAAGGCUGUCACUCUCUCCUCCUCAGCUUCAUCCUGGACUUCUAUGAGACAGUGUGUGACACGUUUCUGAAGUACGGACUCCCCCUCGUGGUGAUGCCUCCAGCUGGAGUUUUUUACCCCACCCUGUUCGCCGCUGACCCUGUUAGCGUGGACCGACUGGCCUACAUCAUGUACAGGUACAAGGUGAACUUGACAUCAGCAAAGAGUCAAGAAAAAGUCACAGAGCAGGCCUUUCACAUCAGCCGUCAGACGUUCCGUGAGUUCAACCACUACGUUGUCGUCAUGGUCAACUGCCUGUGGAACUCCAAAAUGUUUCAACCGGGCAUGGAUGUACAGCUGGGGGAGGAGCUGCUGCUCAAGAGCAACGUACCAGAAUACUGGACGAGCUUCGACCUCAUCCACCACCCCGCCUUCCUGAGCUACGCUGUCGACUUUCACCAGAGGUGCUGGCCAGGGAGGAAGGACAUGGACCUCAACUCCAUAAAGCAUUCCAAGCCGUGGAGCUGGUACCUGGAGUAUUUGUUCACUCAGGGUUAUGACGGCCUUAAACAGUUUGUUCAGAGCAAUAUCAGCCGGCAGCUGUCAGCAGGCGACGGGCAGGACAACGGCCUGUCCACGCAGCAGAGGUAGAUGCUCAACUCAUUGGAGAAGAAGAACAACCACUUAACCAAUUUUUUUAAAAGACUUGUACAUAUUUCAUCUCCUCGUGUCUUCCAAGCAAACAACUUGCAAGCGAUCUGAGUAUCUUUUUAUGUAUAUAGAUUUAUCUGUUUAUUGUGUAUUCUUACCUUUGGUAUUGUCCAUUGAGCAGUAAUAGACCAUAACGCCCUGGCGGCAAAUUGCCCAAAGCAGUGUCAGUAGUAGGUUUAAGUUCAGUGAAUGCAAGUUCAACAGAGAAUAUGGUAUUUUAAUUGCUAAAAACCUUGAAAGUGUAUCAGUGUAAUGCACAUUCAUCCUUCAGGAAGGUGAGAAAUAGCCACAAAAUAUUUUACAUCACAGAAAUAAAACACUGUAAGACUGAAGAUUUGACAUUUUGAUAGCAAACUACAGAAUAAGAACUAGUUUAAUUUAUUUUUCAGUAUUUUCUGUCAUUGUUAAAUGUUAUCACAUUGACCUUCAACCAGCUAUUACAUUGAAAAUGCAUUUUGCUUUAGCUUAGCAUUUGUUUUUGUGUUUAUAUAUUCUUGUACAGCUUGCCAUAUGCAAAACCUGACUCUUGCACAUUGUUGAAAAUAAAUAAGUGUAAGACUUUUACUUUAGAAGCAAAUAAAAUCAUUCUGUUUUGUUUUAAUAACGGUGCA